GCAGUGAGUGUGGUGUGAUUCCGGCUUGAUUCUUGAUGGGGAUGGAGAUGAAAACCAGGAGAAAGCCCCUUAAAUUUCUUCUCGUGUUUAUCUUUCACAACCCCAUCAUCUGUCUUUCAUAAACCCUUUCAAAAAUGGCGGUUAGCCCUAGAAAAUUGGGCAUCUUCGGAUGGGCAUUGAGACAACGCAAGCAAUCUAAAGGCCAACUGGUGAAUCACUUCUCAACCGGGAAGCUCAUUGUUUCCCAGGCGAAGCCAGACCUCCGGUCAACGAACAACACAAUUACAGCUUUGAUCCGAAGUGGCAGGCUUGAGGAUGCCCGGUUCAUGUUCGACCAAUUGAGGCACAGAGAUAUUGUGACAUGGAAUUCGAUGCUCACUGGGUACACCCGACGCCAUGAAAUGGAGAAAGCUCAGAAGCUGUUCGAUCAAAUGCCUGAGAGGGACGUUGUCUCUUGGAAUUUGAUGAUUUCGUGUUACAUGUCUAGCCGGGGAACUGAUUACAUUGACUAUGCAAGAUAUCUGUUUGAUAGUAUGCCCGCGAGAGAUGUUAUUUCUUGGAAUACAAUGAUAAGUGGGUAUGCGAAGGUUGGGCAAAUGGAUGAAGCAUUGAUGCUUUUUGAUUGUAUGCCCGAGAAGAAUGUGGUGUCCUGGAAUGCUGUUGUUUCGGGUCUUUUACAAAAUGGCCAUGUGAAAACUGCUGUCAAAACUUUCAAGAGAAUGCCAAAACGUGAUGCAGCUUCUCUUAGUGUGAUUGUGUCGGGAUUGAUCCAGAACGAAAAAUUGGACGAGGCUGCAAAUUUACUGCUUGAUUUUCAGAGAUGUUGUGGUGAAAGCAGUGAUCUGGUUUUUGCUUAUAACACGUUGAUUGCUGGGUAUGGUCAGAAGGGCAGGAUCAAAGAUGCUAGACGUCUUUUUGAUCAAAUGCCAUUUUAUGCAACGAAGGCUACACAAAAAUGUAGGAGGUUUGAAAGAAACAUAGUGUCAUGGAAUUCAAUGAUCAUGUGUUAUGUAAAGACUGGGGAUGUUGUUUCAGCUAGGGAGCUGUUUGAUCUAAUGGUUGAAAAGGACACUUUUUCCUGGAACACGAUGAUCAGCGGUUAUGUGCGUGUCUCAAAUAUGAAAGAAGCUUCGAAUCUACUCUCUAUGAUGCCAAACCCAAAUGUAUUUUCGUGGAAUUCAAUAAUCUCAGGAUAUGCACAAGGAGGCAGAUUGGAACUUGCUUAUAAAUUUUUCGAAAGGAUGCCACAGAAGAAUUGUGUCUCCUGGAAUACCAUGAUAGCAGGAUAUGAGAGAAAUGGAGACUAUGAAGGAGCUAUAAGACUCUACAUUGAGAUGCAAUUGGCAGGAGUAAAACCUGAUAAACACACAUUAUCUUCACUUCUAGGUGUUUGUGCAGAAACUGUAGAUCUGCAUCUUGGUAUGCAGAUUCAUCAGCUGGUUACAAAGACUGUUUUACCUGAUGUACCACUAAACAACUCCCUCAUUACUAUGUAUGCGAAAUGUGGGGCUAUAGUGGAAGGAAGGUCCAUUUUUGACAGGAUGAAACUUUGCAAAGAUGUAAUAUCUUGGAAUGCCAUGAUCGGAGGAUAUGCAUCUCAUGGCUUGGCUAAAGAAGCACUGGAACUGUUUAACACGAUGAAGAAGCUUAAAGUGAAACCAACAUACAUCACUUUUAUUGCUGUUCUAUCUGCCUGUGCUCAUGCAGGCCUGGUGGAAGAAGGUCGUUUCCAGUUUAAAUCCAUGGUUUAUGAUUUCGGUAUUGAGCCAAGGUUGGAGCACUUUUCCUCUUUAGUGGAUAUUGUAGGCCGUCAUGGCCGAAUCGAAGAGGCCAUGGAAAUAAUAAAAAGUAUGCCCAUUGAGCCAGAUAAGGUUGUGUGGGGAGCAUUAUUGGGUGCUUGUAGAGUGCAUAAUAAUCUGGAGUUUGCAAGAACAGCAGCUGAAGCAUUAAUGCAGCUUGAACCAGAAAACUCUGGUCCUUAUUUACUCCUAUAUAACAUGUAUAUCGAAGCUGGAAAAUUAGAUGAUGCAAAUGAGGUUAGGAUGAGGAGGGAUAGAAAUAAUGUGAAGAAAGAAUCAGCGUACAGCGUGGUGAAUUCUAUCCAUCGAUAAUCAAUAUAUCCAAUUGGAAGCCGUGUUACAACAACUACUUGUGGCAUAGAUGCAUGUACAUUUGUCUUCUUGAGACUCUGGGAGUUGAGACAUUUGGAAAGGUUGUGACUAUUUUGGAUCCAAACUGGAGACACGAUGUAGAGGAGGCGAGGGGUGAGGUGUGCAUAGUUCUUUGCUCCAGUUACAAGGCUUCACCUGAUUUUACUCUUUGGUAGCAACCAAACCCUUUGGGCAGCAAAGAAAUCUUAUUAAAGGGACAAGAUAAUAUGAUCCAGGAGUGCAUCUGCCCACAACGGAAUGAGUAGCAAGUGCUAACUAAUGCGCCGGUUCCACAUUUCUUCUCUAAAUGGAGGAUAAACCACAUAUUAUCCCACACCGGGGGAGGGUCGGCUAUAUGGGUGGAUCAAGUGAGGCCAUUCGGUCGGGUUCGGUCAUAGCCUCUAUAUGAAGGGUCAAGAGCUUGUGAUGAUUGUGCAAUCUAAAAGGGAAAUGCACUACAAUUCAAUCUUCUAAAAGGGAAUUGAAAAUUCAUUAAUGCACUAAAAGAGGAACAAAGUC
Messenger RNA from Cuscuta campestris, 2669 nucleotides. NCBI's taxonomy places the organism in Eukaryota, Viridiplantae, Streptophyta, Magnoliopsida, Solanales, Convolvulaceae. The record is from the annotation of a GenBank genome assembly.